GCAGGCGGGCACUGAACGGGUGGCGGUGACAGGCGACGCGAGUCGGCACUCCCUCCCCCGCGCGGCGCGCUGCCGGCCCCACCAUGGAGCCGGCUGUGUCUUUGGCCGUGUGCGCGCUGCUCUUCCUGCUCUGGAUCCGCGUGAAGGGGCUGGAGUUCGUGCUCAUUCACCAGCGGUGGGUGUUCGUGUGUCUCUUCCUGCUGCCGCUCUCGCUCAUCUUCGACAUCUACUACUACGUGCGCGCCUGGGUGGUGUUCAAGCUCAGCAGCGCGCCGCGCCUACACGAGCAGCGCGUGCGGGACAUCCAGAAACAGGUACGAGAAUGGAAGGAGCAAGGCAGCAAGACCUUCAUGUGCACAGGGCGCCCCGGCUGGCUCACCGUCUCACUCCGAGUUGGGAAGUACAAGAAGACACACAAAAACAUCAUGAUCAACCUGAUGGACAUUCUGGAGGUGGACACCAAGAAACAGAUUGUCCGUGUGGAGCCCUUGGUGACCAUGGGUCAGGUGACUGCCCUGCUGACCUCCAUUGGCUGGACCCUGCCUGUGCUGCCCGAGCUCGAUGACCUCACUGUGGGGGGCUUGAUCAUGGGCACAGGCAUCGAGUCAUCGUCCCACAAGUACGGCCUGUUCCAGCACAUCUGCACUGCCUACGAGCUGGUCCUGGCCGAUGGCAGCUUUGUGCGGUGCACACCGUCGGAAAACUCAGACCUGUUCUACGCUGUGCCCUGGUCGUGUGGGACCCUGGGCUUCCUGGUGGCUGCUGAGAUUCGCAUCAUCCCGGCCAAGAAGUAUGUCAAGCUGCGGUUUGAGCCAGUGCGGGGCCUAGAGGCGAUCUGUGACAGGUUCAAGCAGGAGUCCCAGCGGCAGGAGAACCACUUUGUGGAAGGGCUGCUCUACUCCCUGGAUGAGGCCGUCAUCAUGACGGGGGUCAUGACAGACCAGCUGGAGCCCAGCAAGCUGAAUAGCAUUGGCAAUUACUACAAGCCGUGGUUCUUCAAGCACGUGGAGAACUACCUGAAGACAAACCGAGAGGGCCUGGAAUACAUCCCCUUGAGACACUACUACCACCGGCACACGCGCAGCAUCUUUUGGGAGCUCCAGGACAUCAUCCCCUUCGGCAACAAUCCCAUCUUCCGCUACCUCUUUGGAUGGAUGGUGCCCCCCAAGAUCUCCCUCCUGAAGCUGACCCAGGGCGAGACCCUGCGCAAGCUGUAUGAGCAGCACCACGUGGUACAGGACAUGCUGGUGCCCAUGAAGUGCCUGGAGCAGGCCCUGCACACCUUCCACAACGACAUCCACGUCUACCCCAUCUGGCUGUGCCCAUUCAUCCUGCCCAGCCAGCCAGGCCUGGUGCACCCCAAGGGAGAUGAGACUGAGCUCUACGUGGACAUCGGAGCUUACGGGGAGCCGCGUGUGAAGCACUUCGAAGCCAGGUCCUGCAUGAGGCAGUUGGAGAAGUUUGUCCGAAGCGUGCAUGGGUUCCAGAUGCUGUACGCCGACUGCUACAUGAACCGCGAAGAGUUCUGGGAGAUGUUUGAUGGCUCCCUGUACCAUAAGCUGCGGGAGCAGCUCAGUUGCCAGGACGCCUUCCCCGAGGUGUAUGACAAGAUCUGCAAGGCCGCCAGGCACUGAGCCUGAGCCCGCCUGCAAAGAGACAGACGUGUGGGGUGCACACCGUCCCCGGGGCCAGGAGGCAUCUUCCCGUCACUCAAGCUUGGCUGCUCUCCCAGAUCCACACUUUCAGAAACAAACCCCUCCAGAAAUCCCAGGCAGAAGCCCCAACGGACUGCUCCCAGCUUCCAGGGGCCACCCCGUGGAGAGGGAAGGACAUGGGAUUUGUAGUCAGAUGAACCUGAGUCCAGUUCCCAGUUCAGCCACUCAUUAGCUGUGUGACUCUGGUGAGUCACUCAGCCCCUCCGAGGCCGGCUCUUCCUCUGCUGACAGGGAUGACAGUAUUUGCCUACAGGCUGUGGUAGCUAUUGUUGCUUCCCGUCGGGUAUCAGAUCUGACCGAAGUGCUUUGCAUUCAGUGGUUGAGUCCAGAGGGCUCCAUGUUAGGUCCCCUGGGUACAGGCUUGGCUGGAAUGAGGAAAGCAUGUCCUGGAGUUGCACUGCCACGGCUUCCAUCAGCCAGCCAUUGCUCCUCACCGGGGGGAGCGAGGGUCCUCUCCAGCCCUGGGGUCUCAGGAGGGCAGCAGAUGGGCGGGCAAGCCCAAGAUGUGCUGUGCCAAAGCCAGGUCCAAUCCCAAAGGUUUCUCUGCCGUCCUCGGUGAUGAUGUCCUGUCCUCCCUCCUUCGCACUCAGGCUCACAUGCACCGCCCCCUCCCCACCCCCACAGCCAUCACCUAGUCUACUCCUAGGGGACCAUGUUCCUGGGGAAGACACUUCAGGGUUGAAUCCUGUCCCUGACCUGGGACACCCGCCCAAGUGGAAUGAGUGGUUUCUGCUCUGCAUUGAAUCCAGUGGAUCGGGCUCAUCCUUGGCUUUCUGUCCCUCCAUGCCUCUUGUCCCCAGAGCCCGCUUAGCUGUGGUGGGGUGCGUCCACGCUGCUCUGCGGCAUCGGGGCGGGGGAGUGGACCAUACCUGCAGGAAAAUGGAGCCUGCUGUUGUUAGGGUCCAUCACCAUGGGGCUAAAAGAGUAGACUGUCAGCUUAAUUUCUGCAACCACUCGUCCCCUUUUUUUCUUUCUCCCCCACGUCCCCAGCUGUAGUUAAUUUCAGUGCCUUACAAAUCCUAAGCUCAGAGAAAAGUUAGCUCCAUUUCCGUUCCAGAGGGAAGGGACACUCCCUAGGUCCCUUCCCCACUUAUUAAAGCUUGGUUGUUUAUGCAACCCCAUCUUAAGAACUGCCCGGGCUCAGCUAAAGACCCAGUAUUUGGGAAGGAGUUGCAUCCCAUAAGGGAAGCUUGUAUUAAGCGAGCUGUGCCCAGCAGUGACGUUCUGAGAGAGCGCGCACCGCACCAGGAGUCAGGAGACCUGGGUUUCAGCCCCUGAUGAGCUGUGCAACUGUGGGCAAGUCAUUUGUUCCUCUGAACUACAGUUUUUCCUCAUCUCUCACAUCAGUACAGACAAGACCUCCCUGGAGCCACUCUGCUAUAGAAGUGUAUGGCUGUCUUAGACCCCGUGGUUGCAAAACCCAUGGAAAGCCUCAUUUAUGUGGAAAAUCAGAGGAAAAAUAAAUGAUCGAGUGGAUACUUGGGGGUGGUCUGCUCAUUUUCAGAAAGGCUCACAGGAAGCAGCAGUGCUGAUGCUGCAGGUUGCCAGAAUCCUCACAGUCACGCUUUGGUGACGGAUGCUCACCCACCCCACCCAGGGCUUGGCACACUGCAAAGUAGCUUAGCGUGAUCCUGAGUGCUGGGUGCAUUCAUGGCACAGAAGGCAAAGGAACCCCCUUACCCAUUUGGCCUCUGAAGGGGGCCCAGGAAAAAUAGAAGAAACCUCGUUCCCUAGCUUGUAUGCAAAGCACGUGAAUUCUGGCAUUGGUUCUCAUAGUGGGCCCGUGUGCUUCCUGCUCAGGGUUAAACUGAUGAUCCUAUUUGCUGUGGAGGAAUGGUUAACCCGGGCAGAUUAACCCAGGAGAAAAGACCAUCAUUUCACCAGUGGGGCCUCCAUCCCUAAGCCACUGGGAGGGCGGCCAGAGAUGCCAGCAGCCUCUGUUGUCCUUUGCCUGACAAACCAAAAUCCUGUCCUUCACAGACCUCACUCAGAACCUGGGGCUUGGAAGGGAAGUUCUUGGCACCAUACCAGCCCCAGGUUAAUGUUUUGCUCCAAUAAUCUCUUGUCUGGCAAGGGCAGCCUUCCAAGCACGGUGAGCUGUCAGCUUUUCCUUGUAGCCAGUCCCGUCACUGUCCAACCUCGCGGUGGUUUCAGGUGGAGCUGAACUUCGCACUGGGGUGGGAGGACAGUGUGUGGAAAGUCAAAGAAUAGGCCUCUCCCUCCGGAGCCGCGGGUUUCUGAGCUGCGCAAAGGUUUUCUGUAAAAUCAAUUAUAGCUGGUUCCUUUGGCUGGAAGGAUGCAUAAUUUAAUUGGGUGUUACUAAAAGGAAAGGGAGAGCUGGGGAUGUUGUGUGAUUGGUUUUUUUCCUCCUCGAUCAUGGGGUCCAAGGAGAAAGGCAUGAGCCUCCCUUAGCAGGCUCUUGCAACCGCAGGCACUAUGCCCACUGUCCAGAAUAUCUCACGUCCCUGCAGCUGUGUGGCCGCCGCUUCUGUGAAAAUAAAAGUGUGA
Molecule: messenger RNA, 4223 nt
Organism: Pteronotus mesoamericanus
Lineage: Eukaryota; Metazoa; Chordata; Mammalia; Chiroptera; Mormoopidae
Gene: DHCR24
Product: 24-dehydrocholesterol reductase
Exons: 9
Coding region: 84-1634 (516 amino acids)
Biological process (GO): steroid metabolic process
Cellular component (GO): cytoplasm; membrane
Molecular function (GO): Delta24(24-1) sterol reductase activity; FAD binding
Source: RefSeq, a predicted model, not a curated record